This is a messenger RNA of Daucus carota subsp. sativus, 2629 nucleotides long. RefSeq names its product pentatricopeptide repeat-containing protein At1g19720. The coding region runs from base 182 to 2275 and encodes 697 amino acids. Gene Ontology annotation, cellular component: intracellular membrane-bounded organelle. NCBI's taxonomy places the organism in Eukaryota, Viridiplantae, Streptophyta, Magnoliopsida, Apiales, Apiaceae. Gene Ontology annotation, biological process: RNA modification. The transcript is spliced from 2 exons. Gene Ontology annotation, molecular function: RNA binding; protein binding. The record is from RefSeq and is a predicted model, not a curated record.
GCUUAUGACGAAGUAGUCAUAAUUUAAGUUUGUACCCAAAAAUAACUCAUUUUCAAAAACCAUACGUACUACGUAGUCCUGACAAGAGAGAAGCACAUGCAGUAAAAUCGUCUACAUCGAAUUUAUCAGUUUACAGGGAAACCAAUUUAUCCAGAAACUAUAUACAAAACUGAAUGAUUCUAUGGCAAUUCUACAUACUGGGUUCUUUCCCUAUAAUCAUCUUGUUUCUAUAGACUAUGUUUUCCUAAAUUUUACUCCCCAAAAAUCCAAGUUUUUUCCCAAAAAUUUCAACAAUGAAGCCUCAACGGCUAGAAAUCUUCAUAUUAAACGCACAGCAUUGUUAACAAAGAGAAACCCACAUCCCCAUUUGGCUUUAGUAGCUGAUAUCAAGAGGAGAGAUUUUAAUAUUGAAACUUCUCAGAGAGUCUCUUUUUUGAACAUUUUCGACUCGAGUUCGUUCAUGCGGUGUUAUGAUUGCAAGCAAGUUCAUGGGUAUUUUGUGAAAUUAGGUGGGGUUGGUUGGAAUAGUUUGAUUGGGAGUAUGAUUGCGGUGAUGUAUUUGAGGAGUGGUGGGUCAUUGGAUGAUGCACGGAAGUUGUUUGAUGAACUGACUGAGAGAAGUGUGCAGCUUUAUGCGUCGUUGAUAGGAUCGUAUUGUCGGUGUGAGAAAUGGGUUGAGUUGUUUUCGGUGUUAGGUUUGAUGGUUUUGGAUGGGGUACUGCCAGAUAGGUAUCUUGUACCAAGAAUUCUCAAGGCUUGUUCGGCAGUUAAACUGGAGAGGAGGGGUAAAAUGAUUCAUGGAUAUGUUGUGAGGAGGGAUUCGGGGAGUGAUGUUUUUGUGAGUAAUGCACUUAUUGAUGUGUAUGCGAAUUGCGGGAAUUUGAGGUAUGCUAGAAUGGUUUUUGAUGCAAUGCAGGAUAGGGACGUGGUUUCUUGGACUGCACUUGUUUCGGCUUAUAUGGAUGAAGGCCUCAUAUGUGAGGCAGAAAAUACUUUUCAGUCGAUGGAAUUAAGUGGAGUGAAGCCUGAUUUAAUAUCAUGGAAUGCACUUGUUUCAGGCUAUGCAAGGAACGGAGAAGUUCAUAAGUCUGUUAGUUGUUUGAAAGAGAUGCAAGUAAAUGGGGUGAUGCCGGAGGUUACUUCAUGGAAUGCUGUCAUUUCAGGAUGUGUCCAAAAUGGAUGUUAUGAAGAUGCUCUAGUUGUUUUCUGUAAAAUGUUAUGGCUUCCUGAGAAACCUAAUGCUGUGACAAUAGCAAGCUCCAUUACAUCUUGUGCAAGAUUAAAAGAUUUGAAAAUUGGCAAAGCAAUACAUGGUUAUACCCUGAAACGUGAACUUCAUCGGAAUGAACAUGUGGUGGGCUCGCUAGUUGAUAUGUAUUCUAAAUGUACAAAUAACGAUUGUGCCGAGAAAGUAUUUCUAUCUGUGGGAACCAAGAACAUUGUCAUGUGGAAUGAGAUGAUUGCUGCUUGCGUAAAUGAAGGAAAUUUAGGCAACUCACUGCAACUUCUUAAAUCUAUGCAAAAUGAUGGUAUGCAACCAGAUGAAUUUACCUAUAACACAUUGCUUGCUGGACUUGCAAGAAAUGGAUACAAGAACGAGGCAUAUACCCUUCUAUCAGAGAUGGUAUCUACGAAUUUAGAGCUAGAUGUCGUAUCAUUUAAUGUACUGAUAAAUGGGUUUCAGCAAGCGGGGCUUAGUCGUGAAGCUCUUAAAUUGUUCCGUAACAUGCUGUCACCUAGUAUAGGUUGGCUUUUUGAUGGAAGGCCAAAUUUGUCGGUAAGGCCAAAUGUUGUUACAACAACUGGUUCUCUUGCAGCUUGUGCGGAUCUGCUUCUACUGCAGCAAGGGAAGGAAAUUCAUGGAUAUAUUGUAAAGAACAGAUUUGAAGACAACAUCUUUGUACAAUGUGCAUUGGUUGACGUGUAUGCGAAAUGUCAUGAAAUUGGUUCAGCAACUAAGGUCUUCUGGACCAUUAAGGAUAGAAACACCGUAACAUGGAAUACUAUGAUUUCUGGCUUCAUUAAAAAUUCACAACCAGAAGAGGCUCUCAAGUACUUUACCAAAAUGCUUUAUGAGAGUGUUGAACCAACCCCCAUAACCUUUAUGAUAGUAGUUCCGGCAUGCAGUGAAAUGGAAGCUUUAAGUGUGGGGAAACAAUUUCAUUGUUAUAUUUUGAAGAGUCUUUUUUCUGAACACAGGAACGCUCUUUCUAGUGCUCUAAGAAACAUGUAUGAGAAAUGUAACUGCACAGAUUAUGCUAGAUUGGUCUGCUAAUCAAUAUGACGGUAAAAAAAAUUGUGUACCAACAUCUGUUCCCAAACGAUAUAAUGUCGAUGACGUGGCACUAUGGAGUGUUUUAGUUGGUGAUAUUGGUGUACAUACAGGCGGCCUUUGUUAUUAUCUGAGCUAGAACCAACAAAAACAUGACACGUGACGUUUUGUAUCCAAUUGGGGACCUUUAACAUUUUCCUUUAUUUUCUAACUUGCACAACUCAAGUGAAAUCAUAAAAUAUCUCUUGAGGAUUGUCUGGUUUUUGGUAUAAUAAGACACGCAAAGCAGGUAAAUUUAGACACUUGUUGGAUAUUGUGAAAUCUUGGUAUAAGAUGUGUAAAAUUAAUCUUUUUUAA